Molecule: messenger RNA, 2046 nt
Organism: Fusarium odoratissimum NRRL 54006
Lineage: Eukaryota; Fungi; Ascomycota; Sordariomycetes; Hypocreales; Nectriaceae
Exons: 3
Coding region: 109-1746 (545 amino acids)
Cellular component (GO): fungal-type vacuole lumen
Molecular function (GO): metallocarboxypeptidase activity
Source: RefSeq, a predicted model, not a curated record
GAUGUCGUGCUACCGACUCCAUUAUGUCUUUAUUCCCCGCCCACUUCACCUUACAAAUCCUCCCUCUCAAACCUCGACAUCUCCAAUUCUGCACCAAAUAUCUUAAAAAUGGUGCGUAAGUCUCUCGCGCUCUUGGCGACUGUAGCUGGAGCUUCAGGCUUCACCCUCGGUCCUUUCGGAACUCAAAAGCCCAUUGGCCAGAAUGAGCAUGACUUUAAGUGCGAUUUGCCGCCUGUGCUCUCACCCGGAAACGAUGGUCUCCCUUCCGCCAGUGAACUAUUUGACUCAAAAGAUGCUUUUAAUAAGCAAGUGAAGCGUCAUCAAGCGAUUGUGCGCGUUCCGUCAAUUUGUUACGAUGAUCUAGGUGAUGUGGACAAAGACGAACGUUGGGCGCCUUUCUAUGAUUUACAUGAUGUCCUGGCGAAGACGUACCCAGCCAUACAUAAAUAUGCAAAGCUGGAGAAGAUCAAUAAGUUCGGUCUUGUUUACACGUUUACCGGGAGCGACGCUUCGCUCAAGCCUUAUCUUCUUGCAGCUCAUCAAGAUGUCGUUCCCGUACCUGAUCCAUCGACUUGGACGCAUCCGCCUUUCGACGCCUACUUUGACGGAGAGUGGCUUUGGGGACGUGGAGCAUCGGAUGACAAGAACAGUCUUACAGCUCUCAUGUCAGCCAUUGAGACGUUGCUCACUGAGACGAAAUGGCAACCAAAGCGUACUGUGAUCCUGGCGUUUGGAUUCGAUGAGGAGUGCUCUGGUCCUCGAGGUGCUGCUAAGAUUGGAGAGUUUCUGACGGAAAGAUAUGGCGACAACGGUAUUCCGUUCAUCUUGGACGAGGGCGGUUCGGGAAUUCAGCUUAUCGACGAUACCCUCUACGUUCUUCCCUCGGUGCAGGAGAAGGGCGCCAUUGAUAUCUGGGCUGAACUUCGCGUGAAGGGCGGCCACAGUUCUAUUCCCCAUCCUCACACAGGAAUCGGUAUCAUGGCCGAGAUCAUCUCUGCUCUUGAAUCCAAGCCCUACGAACCUGCUAUCCUCAAGGGAAGCCCUGUCUACAACCAUCUUGUCUGCUUGGCACGCCAUUCCCCGGAUUCUCACACCAAGCUUCAUGAUCUUCUAAAGAAGGAUGAUCUGGAGAAGCUGAAGGAUGAGCUUCUUCAUCUUGAUCCCAUGGCCAAAUUUACUAUUCAGACGACACAAGCGGUCGAUAUUAUUCGAGGCGGUCAGAAGAUCAACGCUAUGCCAGAGGUUGUCAGUUUUGGUGUCAACUACCGUGUUGCACCCCAAGACAGUCUUGACAAGGUACAGGAGCAGUUCGUAAAGAACAUUGACGCCGUUAUUCAAAAGUACAAUCUUACCCUGAGCGCCUACGAGGAUGACGCAAAGUCUCAAAACAUCAAACCUGGAUUUGACUACGAUGGUCAUCUUAAACUCACAGCGUUCCGCAACUCAGUCACGACACCCGUAUCACCUACCAGCGGCCCAAUCUGGGACAUUUUCUCCGGAACAAUCCAGCAUAGCUUUGCCUUUGACGGCGGAAAGGUUGUACCUGUUGGUGAAAUCAUGACUGGUAACACCGACACGAGACAUUACCUGAACUUAUCACCAAACAUUUACCGCUGGACACCGAGUCGACAGCGCGGUUCAGAGAACAUUCACACAGUCGACGAGAGGAUCAGGAUUGAGUCGCACGUGGACAUUGUCAAGUUUUACUACGACUUGAUCCGCAACUUUGACGCAGCCGAUUUCUAGACCCUCAAUCCAUAGAAGCAUCGAUUACAUAUAUAAACUCAAUGGCAUGAUCUCGCGCAUCAAUGGCCCGAAACCUACCGACAACAUACGCUUUCUUCACCGUCUCAACUUAGCUUCAGCCCGGGAACUGCACCCGAGUGCUUUUAACCCCCCACGCUUCUCCACACGAACGCAUCGGGCACUUUGUUAGCCAUCUCCACAUUCUCCUCUUUGCCUGUGUUGGCUGUGCUACAUAUGUAUUUUCUAGGUUCAUCUUAUGACCUGUUCGUGUUGUUCCCCCUCAUGAAUGAAUUGCUUGUG